Peronospora matthiolae is the source of this 444-nucleotide messenger RNA. The record is from the annotation of a GenBank genome assembly. NCBI's taxonomy places the organism in Eukaryota, Oomycota, Peronosporomycetes, Peronosporales, Peronosporaceae.
AUGCUCAACAUCCGACCCGCGUUCUUUGCUCAGCGUCUGCUGCGUCACCAGUCGCGAUGGAUCUCCAGCGUCCAAGUAACUCGCCACGACACGAGUACCCCUGACGUCUCGAUUACGCCCACGGCCGCGCGAAAGCUCGUUGAGGCUGCGGAGCGUCAGAAGUCGGACCAGCUCAUGCUGCGUGUGGCAGUGGAAGGCGGCGGCUGCUCGGGCUUCAAGUACGUGCUGGAGCUGGAGAAAGACGCGACGCCCGACGCGGAGGAAGACGUGGUCUUCGAGCAGCAUGGCGGACGCGUCGUCGUGGACAAAGAGUCGCUGGAGCUGAUCCGAGGCAGCACCGUGGACUUCGAGCAGGAGCUGAUCCGCAGCGCCUUUGUAGUGGUCAAAAACCCCAACGCAGCCAGCGGCUGUGGCUGUGGCACGUCCUUCGAUCUUAAAGACUAG